Messenger RNA from Kwoniella shivajii, 894 nucleotides. RefSeq lists its product as uncharacterized. Gene Ontology annotation, biological process: DNA damage response; fatty acid metabolic process. Lineage: Eukaryota; Fungi; Basidiomycota; Tremellomycetes; Tremellales; Cryptococcaceae. The transcript has 4 exons. Gene Ontology annotation, cellular component: mitochondrial matrix. Bases 1 to 894 code for a protein of 297 amino acids. The record is from RefSeq and is a predicted model, not a curated record.
AUGAUUGGUCCUCGUAUGCUGUCCAAGUCGAUCCAUCGAUUCGUACGAUAUGUACACACGAUACCUCCUCCACCAGCUGUUCCUCCUCCUUUGACUCUUCAAUCGGUAUCUCCACUAAUUAGACCACAUAAACCUUGUUCUUCUACAAAUUAUUCGAUAAUCAAAUCUGAUGAUUUCUCAUUCUGGCCGGGAUUCUUCACUCCUCAAGAAUGUAAAACCCUACUUGAAAUGGCAUUGUGGAAACUAGAUAGGGUGGAUACGACUCUCAAGCGAAGGCGUGGUGAUAAAAGUGUGAAAGAUAUUCCGACGGUGUUGACAUCCCAAGAUGAUGUACAGGGGUUACAGUUACUUUUUGACAAGAAAUAUGGAUUUGAAGAAGGUCACUACGAUUCCGUCAUUCAUCAAUAUCGAGAAACGCUUUUAUCGUCUCUACCACCUUCAUCACCCCCCUCUCUCAACUCAAUCCUAUCUCGUCUGUAUGCUCUACUACCCAACUUACCAGUAAAUGACACAGAUCCAGAUUCAGGAGUAUUGCCUCCGAAAGGAUCUUUGACUCAUUUACUUCAUCUAGCGCCUGAAGGAGAAAUCUUAGCGCAUGUAGAUAAUUUAGAAGCUUCGGGGAGUGUGAUAUGCGGCGUAUCUUUAGGCGCAAGUAGGACAUUAAGAUUGGAGAAGAAGGAGAAGGAUGGUGAAGAUAAAGGAAGUCAAGGAUGGGAUGUAAGGUUAGAUAAUGGCAGUGUGUAUUUACAACGUGAUACUGUUCGAUAUCAUUAUGAACAUUCAAUCUUACCUUAUUCAUCUGAAGGUUCAGUAUGGGAUGGAAAGAAAUUACAGUCAGGUCACAGAAUAAGUAUAAUGAUUAGGGAUGCACCAUCAAGACCAGCACACUUAUAG